Molecule: messenger RNA, 690 nt
Organism: Punica granatum (pomegranate)
Lineage: Eukaryota; Viridiplantae; Streptophyta; Magnoliopsida; Myrtales; Lythraceae
Source: RefSeq, a predicted model, not a curated record
UUUGGUAUAACUGGCGGGCAGUUAGUUUUAUUUGUGCGUUGGAGUCUCGUUCGUUAAUAUUUUUUUGCAGGGAAAAAAAAGAAAAAAAGAAAAUCACCCAAAAUUACGACCCCUGACUGCUGGUAAUUCCCCAACAUAUUGAAUCCUUCUUCUUCAUUUUGUUCCCUCUCCAUUUCCUUUCAUUGACACGUUGAAUUAGAGAGAGAACAGAGAGACGACAAUGGCUCAUUGCAGGCCCCUAGGGUUAUUGCUCGGCCUGCCUUUCGCUUUGGUCUCACUUGUUCUCUCCCUCGUCGGUGCGGUUGUAUGGAUUUUAGGGACAUUGCUGAGUUGUAUUUGCCCAUGCUGCAUAUGUUGUGCCGGAAUCGCAAACGUGGCGAUGAGCCUUGUGAAGCUUCCCAUCAAAGUGCUUGGAUGGUUCACCGAUCUGAUACCGUGUUGACAUAUUUAAGCCCUUGAUCAGUUUCACUACUUCUUUGAGGUUUUUGGGCAAAUCACUUAUAACCCGAACCAUUGGAUGUAUAUAUAUCAGAUAGGACUGCAGGAGUCUUGUUCAUAUGGAGAUCUAUUUGGUCGAAUGUUUCUCCAAUCCUAUAUGUCGAUUAAACUGAUGGAAUGUUAACUGAUAAGAAGAGAUGUUGCCGCCUGUAGAUAUAAUUAUGUGCUCUCUUUAUGCCAGAAAACCUAACC